AUGUCUGGCAGGAGGUUUGAUCAAAUACUUAAUUGCUUUAGUGWACAGUAUACUAACCGUAAUAAUAAUGAAAUGAUUGGACCUAUGAUGAAAGUACAACCAUUAUUUGACACAUUAAUUCAAAAUUUUCAGACAGCUUUUUUUCCUACCGAACAUUUAUCAAUAGAUGAAUCAUUAUUGUUACACCGUGGUCGAAUUAUAUUUAGGCAAUAUAUAAAAAAUAAGAAGGCUAGGUAUGGCAUUAAAUUUUACGAACUCACUUCAUAUGAUGGGUAUGUGCUCAACAUAGAAAUGUACCAAGGAAAGCAAGAACAAUUAACUGUACCAUCUAGGACAUCAAAAAUAGAUAGUAUUGUUUUARGGUUAAUGAAUAAUUACCUAAAUAAAGGUUUCUCUCUAUACAUGGACAACUAUUAUAAUAGUGUGACACUUUCAAAUACUUUACUUGAACUAAAAACGCACACAACUGGAACUUUAAGAAAAAAUCSUAAAGGAAACCCUAAAGUUGUAAUCGACAAUAAAAUAAAAAAAGGACAACAUGUAUGGAGACGUAAAAAUAAUGUUUACGUAAGUAAGUGGAAGGAUAAACGUGAUGUUUUGUGUAUAACAACUAGAGUACAUCCAAAAUUAAUACAGUCGGAAAAUCGGUACGGCCAACCAAAGAACAAACCGUCGGAGAUCGUCGAGUACAACAACUAUAUGAGUGGUGUUGAUCGGUCAGACCAGAUGGUCAGCUACUAUAGCAGUCCAAGAAAGACAUGUAAAUGGUAUAAAAAGGUAAUUUUUCAUUUACUCGAUAUUACAGUUUGGAACUCGUUUUUUGUCUAUAAAAAACAUUUUGACACUCCAAAUAUGAAAUUUAAAGCUUUUCGUGAUUUACUCAUAAAAAAUUUGUUCAAUAUUCCGAACAAUGUGACUGCAAAUGAACUGUUUGUACUAAAGAAAAAGCCAUCAAUACCUCCAGCAACCAAUCACUAUCAAGAAAAAAUACCAUUACCAGAAAAUUAUAAGAGAACAAUUUAUUACAAAAAUUGCUUACAGUGCUACAAGACCAAUAAAACCAGAAAACAAACGUCUUUCCAGUGCAAGCAAUGUGCAAAACCACUUUGUGCUGGAUUUUGUUUUGAAGCUUAUCAUAAAAAGUUGUAG
Messenger RNA from Diuraphis noxia (Russian wheat aphid), 1149 nucleotides. Its product is annotated as piggyBac transposable element-derived protein 4-like. NCBI's taxonomy places the organism in Eukaryota, Metazoa, Arthropoda, Insecta, Hemiptera, Aphididae. The record is from RefSeq and is a predicted model, not a curated record.